Molecule: messenger RNA, 246 nt
Organism: Anisakis simplex (herring worm)
Lineage: Eukaryota; Metazoa; Nematoda; Chromadorea; Rhabditida; Anisakidae
Source: the annotation of a GenBank genome assembly
UUGAAAAUCGAUGCACUCAAACUUGAACAGUUGAUGAUUCUUUGGCGGAAUAUGCGCCUGAAACGACUGGCUAACUGUCGAUGGUACGAGUGUCGUGACCGACGAUUCACUGAAGAAUGUCGCAGGCAACGGGAAUCUCUCCGUUACGGCAAAUCGUCACUUCAAGAAAUGCUCGCUGAACAAUGUCGAUUGGUACAUCUGACAGCUGCACGAUGCCUGUUCGCUUGUCGAUUCAAUGUUCCAUAG